This is a messenger RNA of Thunnus maccoyii (southern bluefin tuna), 2889 nucleotides long. It is a transcript of the gene dnajb9a, whose product is annotated as DnaJ heat shock protein family (Hsp40) member B9a. Gene Ontology annotation, cellular component: endoplasmic reticulum. The record is from RefSeq and is a predicted model, not a curated record. Gene Ontology annotation, molecular function: protein-folding chaperone binding; misfolded protein binding. The transcript has 3 exons. NCBI's taxonomy places the organism in Eukaryota, Metazoa, Chordata, Actinopteri, Scombriformes, Scombridae. Bases 187 to 840 code for a protein of 217 amino acids.
AAAAAACAAAAGAAGAAGAAGAAAUGCAAAUGAUGCUGCUGCUAACAACUGCUUGUCGAUAAUAUUUAAAACCUAAUCUAACGCUGGCAUGUUGAGCACUGGUGUAAAUAGUUAACGUUGAUCAGUGGAAGUUCAGAAGAACAGCUAAGCAGCACUCGUGUCCCCCAGAAAGGGGACAGCGGAGUCAUGGCCACUGCACAGUCAGCUGUAACGUUUGCAGUUUGCAUCCUCAUGAUAACAGAACUGAUACUUGCCAAGAAGGACUACUAUGAUAUAUUGGGUGUGCCUAAAGAUGCCACUGAGCGUCAGAUAAAAAAGGCUUUCCACAAGCUUGCAAUGAAAUAUCACCCAGAUAAGAACAAUAGCCCGGAUGCUGAAGUGAGAUUCAGGGAAAUUGCUGAAGCUUAUGAAACUUUAUCGGAUGAAACCAGAAGAAGAGAGUACGACCAGUUCAGGGGCAGCUCUGCCUACUUCACCGGGGAGACACAAGACAGACGUAGACAGAGCGCCCAACAACCUUUCAGCUUCAAUUUUGACGACAUAUUCAAGGACUUUGACAUCUACAGCCAGAACAGGCACGCCCGUCACCGAAGACACUUUGAAGAACACUCCAGGUCCCACAAGGAGUCCCACAGCAGACACAAGAGACACUUUCAAGGAGGUUUUGGAGCAGGUAUCUUUGAUGACGUGUUUGACGACAUAGAGAGAAUGUUUACUUUUGACAGACACACCAAACAGACUGAAAGCAGGUUUCAUGGUGCAUCAAAACAGCACUGUAGAACAGUGACACAGCGCAGAGGAAAUAUGGUGACCACAUACACAGACUGCACUGCAUCGUAAUAUGCAACAUAAAAUGAAUUCCAACUGAAAAUUGCCUUAAGAGGAUACAAUACUAUUGUACUGAUUUAUGUAACAGAAAGCUACUAGUUCAAAUGCUGUGAAAUUUGAACAGUGACAUUGUGAACUGAUGUCCCAGCACUGAAUGGCAGACAGUGAAUAUUCUGUUUACUUAGCAUAGGUCUAAACUCAAAUAAGCUAUUCUUUGGUCAAGCUAUUUCCUGUGUGUGCUCAUGGACUCUUAAAUGAUUGUUGUAGUCGUUCACUUAUUGUUGAAGAAAGCUGUUGACAGUAUGUUUUUAAAGAAACUUCUCUUGGUAGUGGAAUUUGAAAACAUAGUUAUUUUUCCUGUUUGGAGAAAUAAAGCACUCCUGGUUAAUUUUGCGCAGAAAUACUUAUGUCGAUUCAUCACUUGUUCACCAAACCCAUGUUUUGUGCGGUUUUUAGUUUCUUUUGUGUAGGUUUUUUUUGCCUAUUGUGAGUCUCAAAACACAGCUGGAGGCAGAAACAAUAGCAGCAGGUGGAGUUUUGCUUAUGGUUGUCAAAUGGGGAGCAAUGCCAACAAAAAUAUGUGACCCUGCACAUGUUGGCCUGUUAAAGUUUGUAGUACUUCAUUUGGCUCAUUUUGUACUCUACACUGCACUGUAAAUCUUAGCAUUUGUAGCUAAAUUAUUAUAAAUGUCCUUAAAUCAGAAAACAUAAUUAAAAAGAGGUAUAAGGGAAUUGAGAUGCAGUAUGUUAGUGACUCAGAUUUUAGUGGAAGUGGCCUUGAUUUACAGGAGUGGACAAAAUGCCUGAAAACCAGUGCAGCAGCCCUGCAAUAAAUCACCAAAAUGUGAACUUUAUUUGUUCUGUUUUGCUUGGAUUGUAUCAGAGAAGUUUUGGUUCAACUUCUUUGGAACUUUAGAGGCACAUUACAGCCUCUAAAAUCAUUAAAAGUGAAUCAGCACUCCACUGACACAUGCUCAACAAAAAUUGAGCAUAAUAAGUUUUACAAAGGUAUUGCAGGAUUAUUGCUAUUUGAUUGCGUUAUACUUCAGACAGAACUGCAGUUCGAUUACAUUUGAUUUGGCCUGUGCUCGAUUGUCAGACCUCUUUUAUGUUAAAAAAUGCUGCAGACCGUUCAACCUGACAUGACUCACAUUUGUUGCGAUUUUUCAUAUUAUGAUUAAGUUGCUUCUAAAUUAAAAUAGUUUUUAAUGAAGUAUUUGAUAUAACUGUCAGAAGACAUCUAUAUAGAGGCCACCUUCAGUAAAAUAAAAAUUCACAAGCAUUUCUGAAUUGAAGUAUAUCAUUUUUUAAAUUAUACUUUCUAAAUGUAGGUUAUUUACUACAGGCUUGCAAUUACAUUACUUGAAAUUUAACCAAAAAUCCGUAAAUUAAAAAAAAAAAAAUUGACAGCCAUGUCAGUUGUAAUAUGAAGACUGAUGUGUAUGUGUAAUCUAACUCUCAGUGGACCACUUGAACCAUAAGCUGACUACAGAAUGUACUUGGGGUUUCAAAAUUGUAAAUUUUUACCUGUCAAAAUGUUUUUUUUAUUGUUUUUCUUUUUAAUGGAAACACUGUUCUGUGCAGUAUGUUAAAUACAGUUGGCCAUUUUUAAUUUCAAUUGGCAUUUGGCAGUGUGAAAUACUUUAUACAGUAUUUUUUAAAAUUAAGUUUAAGGGUAAGAAUAAUGCAGUACUACAAAGCUUACAAAAUAUUCUACAGUAUGUUGUCUACUUUGUAUAAUUUGUAUACUUAAAUACAAGCAUCACAGUUCAUCACUUAAGCUGUAAAUUUGGUGAUGGCUGCUCACCCCAGUGUUGGUGAAACUCCCAGUACAUACUGAGAAGAUGAGACAUUUUUCCUAACAUAUCACCUGUUACUUCAUUCCUGACAAAUAGUUACAGUGACAUGCUCCUUUGACAAUGUGGUGUGCACUAUUUAUUUUUACUAUAUUGAUAUUGUUGUUGUAAAAUAUCCAGUAGCACUUUCAAUUUUGUAUAAUUUUCUGGAUAUGUGUGUAGUUUCUAAAGAAUGUGUUUAGAGAAAUAAAAAGUUGAGACCAAA